AUCGGGAAUUAGGGCCAAUUUAGAUAUUGGAGGACGAGCCACCGACCGAGUCCAGACUCCACCUAAACCCGGGUCGAUUCGGGUAACCAACCACCGGUCAGUGGCUCCGGCCGUCGUCGUCGGGCUUCGUCUCUCUUGUUUUUCCAGUUGGAGACGAGAAGAGAGUGAAGAAGGCAUAGUCUUCGCGCAAUGUCCUCCGAUUCUAGUUCCCCGUCGCCGCCGUUGACCGCCACAUUUUCCGAUGGCGAUCAAAUUCCGGACCCCGAACGCAACCCUAACCUCACCCCCAACUCAAUCGAUCAGUCUCUGGAUGCUAUAGAGAACCAACUAGCUUCUAUUUCCAUGUCCCAGUCCGAACUGGAUUUAGAAACGGAGCUCGAUUUCGGCGCGCAUGAGAAGUCGCAGCUGAAGGAGGUUAGAAAUGGAUCUUACAAGCAGGAAACAACAGAUUCUGGCGCUGAAGAGGAGACUGCUUUGCGGAAUGCCCAUGCAGAGGCGAGCUCAUCCAGAGAAGGAAGUGCUUUUAUUUGGAGGAGCAAUUCGGAGGUGGAUGAAACGGAGGCGCUGCCAAGUCCAAGUAGCAGUGCUUAUGCGGGCGAGAGGGGGAGUAGCGGCUCCAGCAGCAGGGGCUCUGGAAUUGGAGAUGAGAUUCAUGAAGUUGGUAACCACGACUCGGCCGAUGGAGUAUCAGAGUGUAAUGCACAGCGAGCUCCCGGAAAACGCCAUGGAGAUGAGGAUGAUACUUCGAUUUCUUGGAGAAAAAGGAAGAAACACUUCUUUAUUUUGAGUAACUCGGGGAAACCAAUAUAUUCCAGAUAUGGAGAUGAGCACAAAUUAGCUGGAUUCUCUGCCACUUUGCAAGCCAUCAUUUCCUUUGUAGAAAAUGGGGGCGAUAGAGUCAACUUGAUUAGAGCAGGGAAACACCAGGUGGCUUUUCUUGUCAAAGGACCUAUUUACUUAGUUUGCAUAAGCUGCACAGAGGAGCCUUAUGAAUCACUAAGGGGACAAUUGGAGCUGCUAUAUGGUCAGAUGAUUCUUAUUCUUACAAAAUCAGUGAAUAGAUGUUUUGAGAAGAAUCCAAAAUUUGAUAUGACACCUUUACUGGGAGGAACAGAUGUUGUCUUCUCUUCUCUUAUUCAUUCCUUCAGUUGGAACCCUGGAACAUUUCUUCAUGCAUACACAUGCCUCCCUCUUGCUUAUGAGACAAGGCAAGUUGCUGGUGCAAUAUUGCAAGAUGUUGCAGAUUCUGGUGUCUUAUUUGCCAUAUUGAUGUGCAAACACAAGGUAAUUAGUAUUGUUGGUGCACAGAAAGCGUCACUGCAUGCGGAUGAUAUGCUUUUGCUCUCCAACUUUGUCAUGUCUUUUGAAUCAUUUAGAACAUCUGAAAGCUUUUCACCAAUUUGUUUGCCAAGAUACAACCCCAUGGCAUUUUUAUAUGCUUAUGUGCAUUAUCUUGAUGUUAAUACCUACCUAAUGUUGCUUACCACAAAUUCAGAUGACUUUUUCCAUCUGAAAGACUGCAGGAUUAGUAUCGAACAGGUUCUUUUGAAGUCCAAUGUACUAUGCGAAGUUCAAAGAUCCACGGUAGAUGGUGGCAUGCAUGCUGAGGACCUGCCUUUUGAUAAUGGUCCCUGUUCUGGAUCAGUAUCUCCUCGUGUGGGUGAGCCAAGACAUGCCGCGGAACCCCAAGAAAAUAUCAGGGAUGCAUUUUCUGGGACAGGCGGUCCUGCUGGUCUUUGGCAUUUCAUGUAUCGGAGUAUUUUUCUCGACCAGUACGUCUCCUCAGAAUUUUCAUCACCAAUAAACACUGCAAAACAGCAGAAAAGACUGUAUAGAGCUUACCAGAAGCUUUACUUCUCAAUGCAUGACAAAGAAAUUGGGCCUCACAGAACUCAGUUUAGACGGGAUGAAAACUACGUUCUCCUCUGUUGGGUUACACCAGAUUUUGAGCUUUAUGCGGCAUUUGAUCCUCUUGCAGACAAGGCAUUGGCAAUAAAGAUUUGCAACAGGGUGUGCCAAUGGGUGAAGGAUGUAGAGAACGAAAUAUUCUUGUUGGGAGCCAGCCCUUUUUCUUGGUGAUUCACUCCAUGUGUUUAGGUAGAUGAUACACUGUAAGAUCUGUUUCUUUUCUUUGCUCAAAUAAGUAAUUGAGAAUACUAUAAGUCACCCCAACUCUCGCCCCACCUUCUCACAACAUCCACAUGCAUUCAAUAGCAAUGGGGUGUCUGUGGAUGUCUAUGAGAAUGUGGGGUACCCCACAUUCAAUGGCAAUGAGGUGUCUGUAGAUGUCUAUGACAAUGUGGGGUACCCCUAUCACGGUCCAUAAAUCUUUCCUUAUUUUUUUAAAAAUAUAUAGGCUCUCCAUAUUGUUGCAGUGUUCAAGAUUUACCUCUCUAACCAUGGCAAAAAUAUUAAUACCAAUUGUAAUGUCUAAAAUUGAGCUUUAUAUACUCAGUUUAACCUAACUCUAGAGAAGUUUUUUUAUAUACGCAGUACAUAGGAUUUUAGUGGAUUUUUUCAGGGCAGGCAGUGUUUGAAGCUGUAUAAUAAACUCUUGAUGACCCC
Molecule: messenger RNA, 2565 nt
Organism: Cuscuta campestris
Lineage: Eukaryota; Viridiplantae; Streptophyta; Magnoliopsida; Solanales; Convolvulaceae
Source: the annotation of a GenBank genome assembly